AUGAGAUCACCACAGCUUCAGGCGGCGGCGACUGGAAAUGAUACGCCACCAAUGCCGGGAACUCGAUUCCAGUCCACCGUUUCUGUACACAAGCUUCGCCGUUUCAAUAUUCUGAUUCUUGUCUUCCGAUUCGCCGCCUUCUGCUUCUCUCUUGCCGCCGCGAUUUUCAUGUUGACUAACUCCAAGGGCUCGGAUUUACCUGGCUGGCUAGAUUUUGAAGCGUACAGAUUUGUAGCUGUCGCAAAUUCAAUUGUGGCAUUGUAUUCGCUAUUGGAAAUUGGAGCUUCAAUUUGGGAAAUUUUGAGAGCUUCCACUAUUUUACCCGAAAUCGUACAGGUUUGGUUUGAUUUCGGCCACGACCAGGUAUUUGCAUAUGUAUUGCUAUCAGCCAACUCGGCAGGGGCGACAUUGGCUCGAACUUUAAAGGAAACGGACACUUGUACGGUCAGCAAAACAUUUUGCAUUCAAUCGGACAUUUCCAUAGCCUUAGGAUUCGCCGGCUUCCUCUUCAUAGGGAUCUCUUCAUUGUUGUCUGGUUUUCGGGUAGCCAAUUUCAUUGUCAACUAUUCUGGUUUUUAUUUGUAA
This is a messenger RNA of Fraxinus pennsylvanica, 585 nucleotides long. The record is from the annotation of a GenBank genome assembly. Lineage: Eukaryota; Viridiplantae; Streptophyta; Magnoliopsida; Lamiales; Oleaceae.